CCACGGCAGAUUGGGACGAUUAGUAGUUAUUUCACUGUCGCCGUGGCGAGGAGGGAAAAUAUGUUUCUGCUGUUAGGUGCUUUGCUGGCCAGCGGCCUAUUUGUGGCCCUGCUGGUCUACCAGCUCAAGUUCAAGCGUGUGAUUGAGGUGAUCAGCUAUAUGCCGGGCCCCCCGGUUCUGCCGCUGGUGGGGCAUGGCCAUCACUUCAUUGGCAAGCCGCCGCACGAGUUGGUCAAGCAGAUAACCGAGUUCAUGAGCAAGUACGCAAAGGACGAGACUCUCAAGGUGUGGCUGGGGCCAGAGUUGAAUGUGCUGAUGGCCAAUCCCAAGGAUGUGGAGGUGGUGCUGGGCACAAUGCGUUUCAAUGACAAGGCUGGCGAGUACAAGGCUCUGGAGCCGUGGCUGAAGGAAGGUCUCCUCGUCAGCCGGGGUCGCAAGUGGCACAAACGACGCAAGAUCAUCACGCCCGCCUUCCACUUCAAGAUUCUCGAUCAGUUUGUCGACGUGUUCGAGAACGGAUCUCGGGAUCUGCUCCGCAACAUGGAGAUGGAUCGUCUGAGGCAAGGGCAGACUGGCUUUAAUCUCUACGAUUGGAUCAAUCUCUGCACCAUGGACACGAUAUGCGAAACUGCCAUGGGCGUCUCCAUCAAUGCACAGACGAAUGCCGACUCCGAAUAUGUGCAGGCUGUGAAGACGAUAUCGAUGGUGCUGCACAAACGGAUGUUCAACAUCUUCUACCGCUUCGACUUGACCUACAUGCUGACCCCCCUGGCCCGUGCCGAGAAGCGUGCCUUACAUGUGCUGCAUGAGUUUACGGAGAAAAUCAUUGUGCAGCGUCGCGAAGAGUUAAUACGUGGCGGCAGCAAGGACGCCGCCGCAGCUUCCGACGAUGCGGAUGCAGAUGUGGGGGCCAAGCGAAAAAUGGCCUUCCUGGACAUACUGCUGCAGUCGACUAUCGACGAGAAGCCGUUAACAAACCUGGACAUUCGCGAGGAAGUCGACACGUUCAUGUUCGAAGGCCACGACACAACCUCUUCGGCCCUCAUGUUCUUCUUCUACAACGUCGCGACCCAUCCGGAAGCGCAGAAGAAGUGCUUCGAGGAGAUCAGUUCGGUAAUCGGCCAGGACAAAAGCACCCCGGUCACAUACGAGCUGCUCAACAAACUCCAUUAUGUGGAUCUGUGCAUCAAGGAGACGCUCCGCAUGUACCCCUCCGUCCCACUACUGGGUCGCAGAGUGGUGGAAGAGUGCGAGAUAAAUGGCAAACGCAUUCCCGCUGGCACAAACAUCGGCAUCUCGCCCCUUUACCUGGGUCGCCGCGAGGAGCUCUUCAGUGAGCCCAACAGCUUCAAGCCGGAGCGCUUCGAUGUAGUCACAAGCGCCGAGAAGCUCAACCCCUAUGCCUACAUACCCUUCUCUGCGGGGCCGCGCAACUGCAUUGGUCAAAAGUUUGCCAUGCUCGAGAUUAAGGCCAUUGUGGCCAACGUUCUGCGUCACUACCACAUCGACUUUGUCGGUGACACAACGGAGCCGCCCGUGCUCAUUGCUGAACUGAUAUUGCGCACCAAGGACCCGCUACUGUUCAAGCUGCAGGAUCGCGUCUACUAACCACAAUCGCAUUAUCUCGUAAAUGCGGCUUUUUUUUUCUAAUUUGUAUCUGUAAAUAAUAAUGAAACUCCUUGAAACGUA
Molecule: messenger RNA, 1689 nt
Organism: Drosophila pseudoobscura
Lineage: Eukaryota; Metazoa; Arthropoda; Insecta; Diptera; Drosophilidae
Gene: Cyp4d1
Product: Cytochrome P450 4d1
Exons: 3
Coding region: 61-1608 (515 amino acids)
Molecular function (GO): oxidoreductase activity, acting on paired donors, with incorporation or reduction of molecular oxygen; heme binding; iron ion binding
Source: RefSeq, a predicted model, not a curated record